This is a messenger RNA of Funneliformis caledonium, 4839 nucleotides long. Lineage: Eukaryota; Fungi; Glomeromycota; Glomeromycetes; Glomerales; Glomeraceae. The record is from the annotation of a GenBank genome assembly.
AUGCAAUGCGUUUUGCUUGUUCGGGACUCUCCUCGUGCACUUGCAUUGCAGCCCUCUCAUAAUUACCAUUCGAAUUCAGACGUAUCUAAUUCAGCAUUAGUCUUUGAAAAUACCCAUAUAACCUAUGACCGCCAACGUCCUCAAUGCAAUGUCACACUUGUAAAGGACACCGAAUUUAAUAAAAGCGAAUAUCGACAGCUUAGUCUAAGGCCUGUAUAUGGCUGUCUUGGGUUACUCCAAGUUGAAAAAGAUAUGUUUAUGGCAGUGGUAACAGAUUGCCAGCAUAUUGGAGAAAUUAGACUGGGAGAGUCAGUGCAUCGAAUAUCAGACGUAGAAUUUUAUUCACUCACAAACAGUUCUUACGAUUCUGUGUCAAACUCAUAUGCAUCAUAUAGCUCCACUCGAAUAUAUGAUGAGGAUGGGAUAUUGAGUCCACAAAGUGAACAACCUGUACAAAAUUACAUAAAUCUAUGUGCACCACUCAAAAAGUUAUUAUCAAAUGGACAUUUCUAUUUUUCAUCAGAUUUUGAUCUUACAAGAACUUUGGCCGCAAGAAUAACGAUGACAGCAGCAGAUAAAUAUUCUUUUGAUGAUAAUUUCUUAUGGAAUAAAUAUAUGAUUAAAGAGUUAUUGAAUUUUCGAUCCAAACUAAGCAAAUCAAAUCAGGCAGAUAUGGAUCGUUGUGGAUUUUUGGUACUUGCCAUUCAAGGAUAUAUCGGCAGGCAAGAAACAAUUAUGGGGUCAAUGCCAGUAUCUUUAUCAGUUAUAUCUAAAUUAAGUUGUAAACGUGCUGGCACGCGGUACAACACUCGCGGAAUUGAUGACGAUGGGAAAGUUGCGAAUUUUGUAGAGACCGAAACCAUCUUGCAAAUGCCUACUACUUGUUUCUCGUAUGUGCAAAUUCGUGGCAGCGUUCCUGUAUUUUGGGAACAACAAGGUCUCCAAGUUAUGUCGCACAAAAUUCAGAUUUCUCGUGGACCUGCAGCGACACAACCAGCAGUCGAACGCCAUUUUAAUGAAUUACAGAGUAGAUAUGGUGAUGUAGAUGUAAUCAACCUUCUUGGCAUAAAAGAGGGUGAAUCAGUUUUAAGUAAAGAAUAUAAAGAGCGUAUUGAUAGUCUAAAUGGAAACGGCAUCGAGAAUCGUGUACGCAUGACAAAUUUCGAUUUCCAUACUGUUUGUAAGAAUGGAAGUUAUGACAACGUCUCCUUACUGUUAAGCCAAAUUCGAGAAAGAUUGGAGUUUUUUAAUUUUUUUGUGUUGGAUAAGGAAACGAAUUCGCCCAUAUUCUAUCAAAAGGGUGUUUUUAGAACGAACUGUGUGGAUUGCUUGGACAGAACCAAUGUUGUUCAAACAAUUAUUUCGAAAACUAUAUUGGACUUGUAUCUUCGACAAAUAUUGUCCUUCACGAGAUAUGACACGGACAGUCUCUUUUCUCGACAUUCUUACUUAUGGGCCGAAAACGGAGACAGUUUGUCAAAAAUUUAUGCAGGAACAGGGGCUCUUAAGUCGGAGUUUACCCGUAGCGGAAAGCUUACUUGGUCAGGCGUACUUGGAGAUGCGACCAAGUCUGUAAAUAGGUUUUAUAUUAAUAACUUUCAAGAUAAGUCAAAACAAGAAGUUAUCGAUUUACUACUUGUAAGGAAAAUUAAUGUAUCAAAAAGUAAUCGAGAUACACGACCCUGUUCACGAAUUAGUAUUGGAGGAUAUGCAAAAAAGGUAUAUAAUCGUUCAUAUAAUCUCAACGGACGUUUGCCACAUGGAGAGUCAUUGUCAUCUUGGCUUUUUGCUUUUGACUAUCAUGAUCCAGAACCCGAACUUUAUGUUAUUGGGUUUCAAGAGAUUGUUGAACUGAUGCCCCAGCAGGUAUUUAUUUUACGACGAAUUUGGGAAAAAGAGAUAAGCGAAACACUAGAACGUCGACCUAAUAAACGCUCUGAUUAUGUCAUCUUGAGAUCCGGCCAACUUGUUGGAACAGCUCUUGUUAUAUAUGCAAGAUCAGAUAUAGUAUCCAAUAUACGUAAUGUGGAAUAUUUAAUGAAAAAAACUGGAUUGGGUGGGAUGGCAGGAAAUAAAGGAGCUGUUGCUAUUCGUCUUGAUUACCAUGACACGAGUAUGUGUUUUGUUACCGCACAUUUAGCUUCUGAAAGAAAUAGAGAUUACAAAACUAUACACGAUGGCUUGCUUUUCAGAAAUGGUCGUCGUCUUGAACAUCAUGAAAUCAUUAUCUGGUUAGGUGACUUCAAUUAUCGAAUAUCCUUGGGCAACGAGGAGGUUCGAAACCUCAUAGCAGAUAAUAACUUUAAUAAACUGUUAAAGGCCGAUCAGUUAACAAAGCAAAUCGAAUGGGGUCAGUCAUUUACCGAAUACAUAGAAGGUCCUAUAACUUUUUAUCCAACCUAUAAAUUUGAUAAUGGCACCGAUAAUUAUGAUACAAGCGAGAAGGCUCGGGUCCCGGCUUGGACCGAUCGAAUCCUGUAUUCUGGUAAUAAGAUUCAGCAAAUUGGAUAUUCACGAGCAGAAAUAAGGUUGUCAGACCAUCGACCCGUAAUGUCAUCAUUUGAUAUUGAAGUAAUCAAAUAUGAUGAAGCCGCUAAAGAAAAGAUACAAAGAGAUUUAUAUUUUGAGAAAUUGAAGCUUGUAUCACAAGCCAAUCCCAACACUUCGUCAAAUGACGAAGGCUCAUGGAAUAAAGUAGCAAAGAAUGUCAGAAAAGUCAACAAUCCUUUGCUAGGGGAUAAAUUUGGUAAUGGAAUUAUUAAAAAGAAACUUGCAGAAAACAAAGUUGAACCUGUUGUUGGUGUUUUGAUCGAUCUUGACGGUCCGAACAAAAUGCAUCUUUUAAGUAAAAGUUCACCCAAAAUAAACGUCGAACCUGGCAAAAUUAAAUCAGAUAAAACUAAAGGUCUCAGAAUGAUUAAUAAGAUGUCAAAAUUUAAAGUGUCCAACAAGGAAUGUUUCAAGGUUAAUGGAAUGAAGAUUCUGAAGACAUCUGCGGAAAUUGCAAAAAUUGUACCGUGUUUAGAAAGUAUCAUUAGCUUGUCAGACGAAAUUAUGAAAAUUCAUGAAAAUGCAAAAUACAAUGAAAAGACUUGCAGGUUAAUGGCUGAUAGGGUAGAUUUGGCAAUGACGUCAAUAAAACUAUUGAAAAGACACGUGAAUGAUGAUAACAAUAAAGUUCGACGACAAAUGAGUUAUCAAAAUGCAUUGGUUUAUUUUAUUGGGGUAUUAAAACAUAUUAAAACAUUUGUUGCAGAGAUUUCUGGGACAAAAGGGCUUAAAAAAUAUUUUAUUGCUAAUGCGGUUACAAAUCAAUUUAAUGAAAUAAGAGAUGAGUUUGAUAAUGCUUAUAAGUUAUUGGACCUUGCUAUAUCCAUUGAUCAUAUUAUUAGUCGUGAAAAAGAAGAUAUUGAAUUUAAAUUGGAAUUAGAAGAAUAUAAAAAACAUUAUGAAACUAUUAAUAAUAUGGGAGGAAAUAUUUCUUUUCUAACUAAAUUAGUUGAACGUAUAGAUAAAAAUACUUCUAAAGAUGAUAAGCUUCUCGAUGAUUUAAGACCACCAGAGAUUCAUCCAAAUGAUAUUUCACUUCCGGAAAAUUCCGAAUUUCAUGAAGAUAUCGAAUUGAGGAAAUAUAAAAAUCUUGAUGUGGCAUGUAAAAAAAUUGAAUCUAUCCAAGAUGAUACUCCUGUUUCAAAAAAGAUUCGUAAUACUUUGUCUAUUUGGAAUAAAUUACAUGAAUGUCCUAACGUGAUUAAAUUUUAUGGGAUUUCAAAAUUGGAUAUUGGAGAUUGUUUGAUUUUGGAAUGGGCCGAAUUAAAUAAUUUAAAAUAUGUUUACGAACAUCAUAAACUUUCAUGGGAUAUCAAAUUAAACAUUGCAAGAGAUGUUUUUCAAGGCCUUGGUUUCCUUCAUGCCAUUGGUAUUUUGCACCAUGAUGUAAGGGCGGAAAAUAUGCUGGUAACUAGUGGUUAUAAGUGCAAAAUAUCUAAUUUUAAUCUCAGUCGUGAAUUUAAUACCGAAUCUCGUGAAAUCUCGGACCUUCUACAAAUAGUUCGUUGGAUGGCACCAGAAAAACUUAAAAAACUUAACACAAAAAAUCCAUAUAACUAUGCGUGCGAAACGUACAGUUUUGGAAUGUUCCUUUGGGAACUUUCUUUUAAUAGAAUUCCAUAUGAAAAUCUUGAACCUGAAGGCGUAGAAGAAUAUGUUCUCAAAGGAAAUCGAGAGACUUUGGAAUUUGAGAAAGGUCCAAGUGAUAUUAUUGAAGGUUUUACCAAAAUUAUCACAUUAGCAUGGCAAGAAGACCAUCGGAUCCGUCCAAAAGAUCCAGCCGUUGCCAGAAUCCUUGAAUCAUUGGUUAAAUCCCGUUCUAACAAGGGAAUUAGUCCAAUGGUCCCUUGUGAGCAAAAUAAAACUGUCACCGUUACAUCCUUGGAAAUUUCACGAAACAUUUCUGAUACGGAAUAUGAUAUUGAAAUCGAUGAAAAUUUGGAGUUAAAUCUUGAGGAUGACGAUGAUGAUGAAGAAGGAUAUCACGUCGAAAAAGACAGAAAAGAGGCUACAAGAUUAUAUAAAAUUGCAGCGGAUGCUGGUAAUGCUGAGGCUCAAUUUAACUAUGCCAUGGCUUUUAAAGAUUCUGAUAAGAAAAUUUUUUUGGAAUAUUUAACCAAAUCGGCAGAAAAUGAUAAUAUCUCAGCUUUAUUCAAUUUAGGAAAAAUGUAUUAUAAAGGUAAAUCUAAAAAAACUAAAGAAAAAGGAAUUAAUUAUCUUAAAAUCGCUUCCUUAAAUGGUGAUCCCAGAGCAACUACAUUUUUACAAGAAAAUGGGAUCUCCCUUUAA